GUUUUAAAGCCAUUCUUCUUCUCUCCUCUUCAUCUCGAUCUCAGAUCUCGCCCUAAGAAGGAAGAGGAGAAGAGAAAUCUAACUAACAGUGAAAAUGGGUCGCGGGGUGAGCGCUGGUGGAGGGCAUAGCUCCUUGGGCUACUUGUUCGGAGAUGGAGAGACUAAUACCAAGAAUCCUCAAGCUGCACAGAAGGUGGGGCAGGGAUCAAAUAAUAAUGCGACUAAUACCAAGAAUCCUCAAGCUGCACAGAAGGUGGGGCAGGGAUCAAAUAAUAAUGCGCCUCCCCAGAAAUCUGCUGCUUCUCUGCAGCCAGUAGAUAACAGUAAGCAGAUUCCAGCCGGCAUUAAUAGAACUAGUUGCAAUAAUUAUCAGCGAGCAGAUGGCCAAAACUGCGGCAAUUUCAUCACGGAUCGGCCUUCGACCAAAGUGCAUGCAGCCCCUGGCGGGGGUUCUUCCCUGGGUUACCUCUUUGGCGGCGGUGGUGCUGCUGGGAACUGAACUGGACACACUGAUGUUUGCUGGUAAUUGCGCGCCCAAUGCACAACGGUUUAGUAAUGAAUUCUCCCCCCCCCCCCCCCUUCCUCUCCUAUCCUAUAUGUUUUUAACUU
This is a messenger RNA of Diospyros lotus (date-plum), 609 nucleotides long. RefSeq names its product protein SPIRAL1-like 2. The coding region runs from base 95 to 499 and encodes 134 amino acids. The transcript is spliced from 3 exons. Gene Ontology annotation, cellular component: cortical microtubule, transverse to long axis. Lineage: Eukaryota; Viridiplantae; Streptophyta; Magnoliopsida; Ericales; Ebenaceae. Gene Ontology annotation, biological process: cortical microtubule organization. The record is from RefSeq and is a predicted model, not a curated record.